AUGCACCUUGAGAAUCCAAAUGAGGCUGCAAGGCCUGAUUUCACUACUAGAGAGCAUGAACAAGCUCGUCUACAACUAGUAGAAGAUGGUCUCACUGAAGACCAAGCUGUGCACAUGCUUGUGUCCUUGUGGACUUUAACCAACAACACCGACAAAGUGCAUUGGGCCGAGAAACAAGAACGAAUACAAGAACUAUGUCAGCGAGAAGAAGAAGAAGAAGAAGAAGAAGAAGAAGAAGAAGAAGAAGAAGAAGAGCAACGCAACCAAGUCCUCCAAGAAGAAAGAGAAGCAGCUCAGCUAGAAGAAUGGAAGAAAAACAAAAAUAAGAAGAUCAAAGCAGGAGACUAUUGCGAGUUACACUACUUCACCAACCAAGGCCUAGAUGACGCCAACAAACUCUCACAAAUUGCAGAGCCAGAUGCCCUAGUAAUGCUCCCCUCCAACGACAGCAUUCAUUCCUGGAUUCCUGCAGAUGCAGUGAAAGACCCCAAAGCCUCACCAGUGACAAGAGAUGAGAGCCUCACCUGGGAGGAGUUCAACAAGGUGGCAUCACGUAUUCUCAAUUACAUGAGGAUUCAUGACUGGCCAGACGAGCGCGUCAACAUGCACAUUCAAUUCUGGUCAGCCUUACAGAACCAUUGCUGGCAGCACUCCUCAGACCACCUCAAACAACAAGCGCUACUGUUGAACGGGCCAAACAUGGAGCCUUGA
Messenger RNA from Suillus paluster, 711 nucleotides. RefSeq lists its product as uncharacterized. The record is from RefSeq and is a predicted model, not a curated record. The transcript has 3 exons. NCBI's taxonomy places the organism in Eukaryota, Fungi, Basidiomycota, Agaricomycetes, Boletales, Suillaceae. Bases 1 to 711 code for a protein of 236 amino acids.